CCCCCGGCGGAAUCGGAGGCGGCCAGGCUCCUCCUCCCCCCUGAAAUCCCUGCACCCACACCACCACUCGUUUUCCUCUCCAGGAGAGGAGGGGAAGAGAGGGGACAGGCGCCAGCCCGAUCUGCUCCGACCCGGCGUGCCGUCCUCCUCGGUCUCAGCAAAAUGGGUGCCGGCGGCAGGAUGACGGAGAAGGAGCGGGAGAAGCAGGAGCAGCUCGGCCGUGCCGGCGGCGGCGCGGCAAUGCAGCGCUCGCCGGUGGACAAGCCGCCGUUCACGCUGGGUCAGAUCAAGAAGGCCAUCCCGCCGCACUGCUUCGAGCGCUCCAUCAUCAAGUCCUUCUCCUACGUGGUCCACGACCUGGUCAUCGUCGCGGCGCUUCUGUACUUCGCGCUGGUCAUCGUCCCGGCCCUCCCGAGCCCGCUCCACCUCGCCGCCUGGCCGCUCUACUGGAUCGCGCAGGGCUGCGUGUGCACCGGCGUGUGGGUCAUCGCGCACGAGUGCGGCCACCACGCCUUCUCGGACUACUCGCUCCUGGACGACGUCGUCGGCCUGGUGCUGCACUCGUCGCUGAUGGUGCCGUACUUCUCGUGGAAGUACAGCCACCGGCGCCACCACUCCAACACCGGCUCCCUGGAGCGUGACGAGGUGUUCGUCCCCAAGAAGAAGGAAGCGCUGCCGUGGUACACCCCGUACGUGUACAACAACCCCGUCGGCCGGCUUCUGCACAUCGUCGUGCAGCUCACCCUGGGGUGGCCGCUGUACCUGACCACCAACGCGUCGGGGCGCCCGUACCCGCGCUUCGCCUGCCACUACGACCCCUACGGUCCGAUCUACAACGACCGGGAGCGCGCCCAGAUCUUCAUCUCCGACGCCGGCGUCAUGGCCGUGUCGUUCGGGCUGUACAAGCUGGCGGCGACGUUCGGGUUCUGGUGGGUGGUGCGCGUCUACGCCGUGCCGCUGCUGAUCGUGAACGCGUGGCUGGUGCUCAUCACCUACCUGCAGCACACCCACCCAGCGCUCCCCCACUACGACUCGAGCGAGUGGGACUGGCUGCGCGGGGCGCUGGCCACCAUGGACCGCGACUACGGCAUCCUCAACCGCGUGUUUCACAACAUCACGGACACGCACGUCGCGCACCACCUCUUCUCCACCAUGCCGCACUACCACGCCAUGGAGGCGACCAAGGCGAUCAAGCCCAUCCUUGGCGAGUACUACCAGUUCGACCCCACGCCCGUCGCCAAGGCGACCUGGCGCGAGGCCAGGGAGUGCAUCUACGUCGAGCCCGAGGACCGCAAGGGCGUCUUCUGGUAUAACAACAAGUUCUAGCUGCUGCUUGCAGAGCCAAGAUGAUCGCCCGUGCUUGCCGCAGGAAUGGGAGGAGAAAGUCAGGAAGAGAAGAUGGUAAUCGCCCUACCAAGUCCCCAUCCACCUAUCUAUGGUUAGUCAUCAGUCUUUAGGCAGGAAAGAGAGCAUUUGGGCACAGUUGAGACGGCCUACUGCAGUGCCAUUGCUACAGGUGCCCAUCAACUACAAGUAGGCGGAUUUGUCAGUGUAGUGUGUGUGUGUGUCCAUGGACCAUGGCGGCGAGCUUUGGGCAGUUCGUUCCGAGUUGUGUUUUCUUCUCCGUGUUUUAGUCGUCGCUGCCGGUGUAGGCUGGCCGGCGGCGUCCGCUGUGGUUGGCCGUGCCUGGCCGCGCGUGUCGUGUGCGUCUGUCAUCGCGUCGGCGUCUUUCCCGUCCCCCCCUUGCGUGUUGUUGUAAAACCGUAUCCCCUGGUGCUUUUGGCGGAAAUAACAGAUCGUCGAACGGCAACUUUUUGGGUU
Messenger RNA from Panicum hallii, 1821 nucleotides. RefSeq names its product fatty acid desaturase DES2. Lineage: Eukaryota; Viridiplantae; Streptophyta; Magnoliopsida; Poales; Poaceae. Bases 163 to 1326 code for a protein of 387 amino acids. Gene Ontology annotation, biological process: lipid metabolic process. Gene Ontology annotation, molecular function: oxidoreductase activity, acting on paired donors, with oxidation of a pair of donors resulting in the reduction of molecular oxygen to two molecules of water. The transcript has 2 exons. The record is from RefSeq and is a predicted model, not a curated record.